Drosophila bipectinata is the source of this 978-nucleotide messenger RNA. RefSeq lists its product as uncharacterized. Lineage: Eukaryota; Metazoa; Arthropoda; Insecta; Diptera; Drosophilidae. The record is from RefSeq and is a predicted model, not a curated record. Gene Ontology annotation, molecular function: DNA binding.
UUUUUCACACCACUAGCUGAUUUUGGCAUUAGGCAUUUUUGGCAUCAUAACAAAUAAAUAAUCAUAACAAAUAAAAUAAUUUAGCAGAAUGUCGUGUAAGUUCGACGAUAUACACGAGAAAAUAGAGAGUGGCGUCUACAAAUUGGCAACAAAUCGUAAAAGCACACGCAGCACCGUAUGGCAAGUGUACCGGAAGAUCGAGAAGGACGAUGGGACAAUUCUGGAGGAGGUCUUGUACUGCAUGGGUUGCAAGAACAUAAUGUCCUUUGUACACAAGUCCACGACGAACCUACGGCGUCACAAAUGUCACCUACAGUACCUUAAGAAGCAGGAAAUAAUCAGUCUAGACACCAGCGAGCAAUCCAAAAUGGAUGAAGAUGGCGGGAACACAACGGAGGAGGACCGUCAAUCGCUCUCGGACGACAUCGAGAUCAAGCCGACGGCUGUGGAUGUAGCUGCUUAUGUAGCUGGAAUCCUCCCUCCAGUAGAUUCCCCUAUACUUCCAUCUCAUACCCAACCAGUUAAUCGGCUGCAACAACGGCAGCUGUCUGACGUGCCGGAAAUUUCAUUAACCCACCCCAGUGACGGCGGAAUUGAAGAGUCUAAUAUUUACGCGCAAACAUGGUCCCUGGAGUUUCGGAAACUUAGCGACGACCAAAAAUUCUACGCCAAAAGAGCCAUAGACGAAAUCUUUGUCUUGGGAAGGUUGAGACGCUUAACUUUAAAUACGGUGACUCCGGCGGAGUAAAUUUUUAAGGGCCUUUGCAUUAAGACUCAAAAAACCGUUCAUAUUAUGUUAUAUAGACAGUAUUUUAUCAGAUUUGCUGCAUCAAUAUUUUGUUUUUGGAAGUAAAGGAUUGCUGAGUUAUUUAUAAAAUUCUGGGGAAACCCAGCCAAAGCGUGGGUUUUCUCUACUAAGCCAAAUAAUUGUCAAGUUAGAUGUUUCUCAAUAAAAUGUCUAAUUGUAUGGAUAUUGGA